CAAGAUGGCUCCGCGGGCCCGGCCGCCCGUCACCUGGCGGCACAAAGCCCGCGCGGGCCGGGCCCGCCGCCCCACGUGCGCCGCGCGGCCUGGGGGCGCCGCGGCCGCGGUGACAGAUGCGCGCCCGCGCACAAAGGCCCCGGGGCGGCCCCGCGGCCGCCGAGCCCCGGCCUCACCUUGACCGGGCCGGCGCGGAGCCCCGUUUGACAGCCGGGCGCGCGGCGGGAGCGGGCCGGGCCGCGGAGCAGCGCGGAGCCGAGGGCCGCGUUCCGCGCGAGACAGGCCCCGGCGCCUGCGCUCCGCUCCGCACGCGCGCUCGCACCGCCGCCGGGCGCGGUGUCUGCGCGGGGCGGCACGCGGAGGUGCGGGGCUGCCCCGCGCCCCGGGCAGCGCGGGCGAGCACCGCGUGGCGGUCCCGGGAGGCGACAGGCGCGGGUCAGCGCACCGCACCGCGCACCGCACCGCGCACCGCACCGCGCACCGCUCCGCGCACCGCACCGCUCCGCGCGUCCCCCCGACCGGGGCUGCCGCGUCCUCCGGGCCCGCGGCUCCCGCGCCAGGAGCCGCUUUGCAGUGAGGUUUCCUAUAAAGCUGCUCUUGGCUUUCUCAGCAGAUAAAUAAUUUCUGUUUUUAUCUGAACGCAGUCAGUCUUCGCUCUGUUUGAAACUCUUGAAGUGCUUAUCUAAUUCCUUUGUAGUCGCUUGUAAUUGUUUGCUUUAUUUUUUUUCCCCUUUGGCUAAGUAAAGAAAAAUUACUUAAAUGGUGUUUUAAUAAGUUUAACUGUUAAGCGAUUGCCAAUAGCGAUCCUUAUUUCUCAUUAACAGCUGUGGAGUUUGCUUGAGUUCUGUAUGUGUACUCAUACAUACAAAUGUAUAUAUAACAUUUUUAAAAAGAUUACUGGUUGUGACUAAGCUCUAAAAACAACUCUGCAAGCACAAGUACAUUACUAUCAAAAUAAUUGUUUUUUCUUUUAAAGUAAAGAAUACCACUUUUGAGCGCUUGUUAUUUCCAAACAGUUUAAACGGAGAGGGUUUCUUAUAAAAGUUCUCUUGCGGGCAGAAGAGUUGUGUGGACAAGCUGCUGAUAUAAGGGGUUUGUUUUAUUCUUCUAGAGAAAAGAAUGAUGGACCAAUUAAUUUCUCUUUCUGACAUUUUUUGACAAAGGUGUUGCUAGUAGGGGCUGAAACAGACAUUGAUGUUUUCUAACCUCUUGGUGCAUUAUCGAAUAAUAUGGGUAAGACUUAGGGCUGUGUUUUUGGGGAUAACAGACUCUGAAGUCCUUCUUGUGUUAGUGUUAAGAAUAAGAACAGAGGCCAUUUACUGAGGUCGUACUUCCCUUGAGAUUCUAAGUGAAAGUGGAGAAAAAAAUGUACUGUUUUGCUAAGGCUCAGGUUUGCAUAAUUUGAAACAAGUGUAUUAAAUUGAUGUUUGUAGGCCUCACCAUGUGUAACGUCACCUGUCUGCUUCCCCCUCACCCCCGAGCAAACAGCCCCCUCAGUAGCAAGGGCCACCGUGAAUGCCAGGUUAUGUGGCAAGUCUUUUACAGUCAUUUAUCACUCAAAACCUGUGUUGCUUGUUCUUCUGUACACGUACUAGAUCGCAUACCUCAGGAACAGGCUACUUGCUUAGCGUGAGCCGCCGUGUGUGCUGUUUCUCGGAGGAGAGCGUGUGGAUGUUGCGGCGGAGCAGCCGGACUGAACGCUGCCAGUCACGUUGUCACUGUUGAGGUUUCAGACCACACGCAGCACGUUUGUCAGUGCUUUGCUUCCUUCGUCUCCCCCCGGAAGGGAGCUUUUCAGAGCCAGAAUUUAUAAAGAUAUUCACAGCAUUGUCUUGCCUCCCCUUUUUCAGUUAAGCUGUAUAUUUAUGGAACUAUAUGAAUCUGCUGUUCAGGGUGAUUGUUUAAAGUUCACUGUGAGAUUUAGGAAAGGGUCAUGAAGCUGAUGCCACUCAGAGCCUGUUCAGCAGUAGCUGAUGGUGCACCGGUCGGUGAAGGAAGCUCUUAUUGCCCCCACCACUUCGUCAGGGCACACAGCUCUUUCAAGAUUAGGAUGCAUUUUUCUUUAAAAUGAAAUACUAGAAAUUAGUGAAAAUCAGGCACACAUUAAAGAAUGGAUCAAAGGAAUUGUGGUUUUGGGACUACACAAAGACUAACUUUUGUUUAUGUUAAUAGCACCAUUUACUCAUUGGUCUUGAAAGUCUGAGCAAAAACAAAAAAAAACACAACAAAACCCGACUUAAGAAACAAUGCACUUUCAGCUUUUGAUAGGUCAUACGCUCGUUCCUAAACUGGGUAUUGGUCAGAUUCCUAUCCAGUAGUGGUAUGCUAUUAUAUUGCUUCUCAUGGUAUUGUGAACAAGUCUUAUUAGGGUCAAGUGUCUACCAGAAUAACUCUUCAGAGAGAUGAAAUGUUCAUAUGCCUUCUUUCAUGUGGCCACAGUUUGUAUUCAGCAAAUUCAUCCCUAGGUUGCUGUGUCAGCUGGUCCUUAAACUGCUCGAAGGUCUAACCAUCUCAGUGGGAUCUGGCGCGCUGGAGUAUUUUGUGUUUCUUGGGGCAAUAUCCUGGCCAUUAGUAUGGUUAUGAUUGGAAAUUGAAAACGUCUGAUUAGAGAGUGAUUGUGAAAACAAGACUUUGUUGAAACCUCUAAAAUGAUAUUUUGCUUUAAAGCAAAUUAUGGCUGAUGAACUCCUUAUGGUUGAAACUUCUUGUAGCAUUCAGACCAAAAGCUCGUUUGUAGUUCUGUGUCAAAUGAUGCUGUGUAGCCACAGACUUACAGUGUGAGGAUGGUAAGCAUCACUGAUGUGACAAGCAGUGGUUUUUUGCUUGGAGUGGGAUUAUGUAUCUUAAUUCUACUUGCACUUGGCAAGAUUCUCUUCCAGUUGUUUGUUCUGCUCGAUAACUAAGGUGUGGAGCAUCACAUGUGGUGCUUCUUAUAAAGCUGUGGUGGUGAUGGUACUGCUCAGGUGAGCUGCUGGGAAAAGAGGAUAAACUUUAACGCUUGUUUUAGAUUGCAUUCAAAACUCCAACACAUAAUGAUACACAUUCAUCAUUGUUAAUUCUCUCAGUCUUUCUUUUUGCUACUCCUGCCUUAGAUACACUGCUGAAUACAGUACUAUAGGUCGGUUACCAACACGUACAAUUUUGAAGAGACGCAGCAUGGAGGGAAAGAUUUAGGAAUAUGAUGGUUUUUCUUGUGCAAGAGAAGUUUGGGGUUUGGUUGGUUUGUUUCUGCUUGGAAGCCCCAGCAGGGGAAUAAUGAACUUUAUGUAACCAUUGAACUGGAGUGAUACGUAGAUUACAUAAUAACCUCCAAUUGCAUAUAUUUUUUGUGCUCAGAAGGUAACAGUUUGGGGAGAACAAGCAUAACUUAGUGUUUUAAAGCUACAAGAGGAAAACAGAUGUGCAACACUUCCCAACUUCUUGCAUGGCAGUUUCUUGCAGCACUGAUAUUGCCCAUCUUCUUUCUCUUGAAGAGGAUGGGGAGACUUAGAACCAAAUGCAGGUCUGUGUGCCUGUGUCUUCCUUCCAUCUCCUUCUCGCCCCUUAUUUACUUGAAUAGCUCUGAACCUUUCCUCUGUUUUCUCAAAAUGCAAAAGUUGCUGGAGACUGUGAAUGUCUGUCAGGUGGGAUUCACGCUCUGAAGCAUUGGCAGAGAUCUUAGUGGCACUGAAAGCAGUGACCUGAAACAGCCCUGCAGGGAUAUGGAUGUCUGGCAAUGGUCACAGGAGGCUGAGUCAAGGGAGUAUUGGUGUCCUUUGAGAAUGGAAAACAAAAAUGUGUGUUGGUUUUGGUUUUUUGUUUUGUUUUGUGAACAGACAGGUUAAGUUUCAUAGAGUCAUAGAAUGUCCUGAGUUGGAAGGGACCCACAAGGAUCAUAGAGUCCAGCUCCAUUCCCUGCAUAUGACAACCCCACAGGCCACACUGUGUGUCUGAGGGCAUUGUCCAGUCUCUUCUUGAACACUGUCAGGCUUGGGGCUGUGACACCUCCCUGGGGAGCCUGUUCCAGUGUCCAGCACCUCCGGGUGAAGAACCUUUUCCCAAUGUCCAACCUAAACCUCACCUGGCACAUCUUCUGUCAUUCCCUUAGGUUCUGUCAUUGGUCACUAAAGAGAAGAGUUUGGGGCCUGCCCCUUCUCCUCCCCUUGUGAGGAAGCUGUAACCACAUGAGGUCUCCUCUUAGUCUCCUCCAGGCAGAACAAACCAAGUGACUUCAGCCACUCCUCAUACUGCUAUUCUCCAAACCCUUCACCAACUUUGUAGCCUUCUUCUGGACACUCUCUACUAGCUUAGUAUCUUUUUUAUGCUGUGUCCCCAGCCCUGCACACAGUGCUCUAGGUGAGGCCACACCAGUGCAGAGCAGAGCGGGACGAUCCCCUCUCUGCCCGGCUGGCCGUGCUGUGCUGGAUGCACAGAGAGACCCUGCAGGGGGAUCUGGAUGAAUUGGAGAACUCGGCAAUCACCAGCCACGUGAAGUUCAACAAGGGCAAGCGCCGGAGUUUGCACCUGGGACACGACAACCCUGGCUGUACAGACAGACUGGGGGAUGAGAUGCUGGAGAGCAGCUCCAUGGAGAGGGAUCUGGGGGUUCUGGUUAACGGCAAGUUGAACAUGAGCCAACGGUGUCCCUGGCAGCCAAGAGGACCAACCGUGUCUUCUUGCUUGAGCUGAGUGCCUGAAGGCCAUUCAAAUAGAGGAAGUGGAAUUAUUUGUGGCUUUGAGUCACUGUCUUCUUGAAUGUUUUCUUAGCUAGUUAUCCUCUUAGAAUAUGAACACACCUGUGACUGGGUUUGUGUUAGUUUCCAUACCUUAACUGUAAAGCUGUGGCUUGCAGUAAUGAUCCUGAGGACAUCAGGGAUAAUACAUUUCUCUGGUAAAACUGAGUUCUUAGUACCAGUUUUUGGAUCUUCAGUGACACCAUGAGAAAGCAAAACUGAAGUUUCUUGGAGUUAGAGCUGCUGUUGGAACGAGGCACUUUCAUUCUGAUGGAAACCAAGGAGCUGAUGCCCUGCGGAUCUGAGCGGGGGUGAGAAGGUGCUUUGGUGUGAAGAUAGGAGACUUGGAACGUGUCUGUUCUGUCUUGUAUGAGCAGUGGGACCAGGUUGUAGGUUUCGUCCUCUCUGAUCUUCGGUCUUUGAUGUUGUGAACAAGUGCUCACAACUGGCAAAUGUGGGGAGACAAGUGAGAUGUCCAUCUUCAGCUGUCGAAUCUGAGCCCUGUCCUGCUCGAGUCUCUCACCUGAGCUUGUGUCAGACAGAACCACGAGUCCCACCGGUGUUCUGAAGGCCUGCCGAAAGUUAAGGAGUUUGUGUUAAACUGAUAACAAGGCCGAAUCAUGAAUGGAAGAGACUUAAUUGCUGCUGUCUUGAAAGCUUGUUUUCUUUUUUAAAAAAUGCUUAUUCUAAUAAUGGCAAGUCACUGACAGCUCCUUUCUGGUUAUAACAGCAUCAGGUGUGUGUCUGGUGUUAUGUAGUCAGAACAGUGAGUAACUUCUGUAUGUGUUGCUUUGCUGCUUUACGGAUCAGAAACCUCAUCUAAUUAAGCUUCAGUUUUUCUUUUGUUUUCUGGCUAUCAUUUUAUUAAGACUUGACUAUCUGGCUGGUAGGAACACAACUCUUCUGUACUACAGCCUUGAUUUGUGCAUAGAAUAGCAAAAUAUUUUACAAAUGUUGGUCAUGCAUUUUCCAAAAUCUCAGUUCUUUAAAGUGUAUUUGCAGGUUUUGAAACCUGAACUGGAGAUUUCAAUUUGCUCUGUGAGUUGGCUGGGCUGGUUAAUCCUCUCUGUUAUGGGAGAGAGUUGAUAGGUGAAAAAAAGAUGCAAAAGGCAGGUUUAGUCCUUUGGACAGGAGGUUCCUCUGCUGUAGUUUCUGUGGUGUGCUGUGCCUGGUCUGAGCUUGAUCCGUGCUUGUUCUUCAGUGGUUUCUGACAGAAGAAUGAAGUCUGCCCGUGCCCAGAGUUGCCUGGUGUCUCUCGGGCCUGGGGUCCCCUACUCCACGCUACAGACGAGAUUUUUGUGCUGUAAAAGGAAGGCGUUUUUUCUGGGAGUGCAACAGGUGACUACAGGUCUGGGUCCUCUGCAGGAGAAGGCCGAGAUGAUAAAGGAAGCAUAAUUCACAUUUAAAAUAAGAGAUAAUUGAGGUAAAGACUUGCACAGUGAUUGUACCUGAACAGCCUUUGCAGAGCGUGUAAUGCACAAGCAGCUUGCUUGCAUCCUGGGCUUGAUCUCUGAUCCCAUUAUUCUGUUUCCCAGUUUCUGCCCCUCCCUCUGUUCCUCCUCUCCUUUUUGUUUCUAAGUUUCAGUCAUGCUUUAGUCCCUCAUGUGCCAUGGUGUGGGGUAGUACAUGGGGAGGGUUGAAGACGUCCCAUCCAAGUGUUCAUUUGUCCUCUUGUUUUGCCUCGACACUGGGUGCUGUCUUCACGCCAUGAGCUCCAGCCCAGCCACAUCAUUGCUGCUUUAGUUCACGAGGAGAUGCCUGUUCUCAUUGGCUUCCGAAUGCAGUAUUGUAAAUAAGGAUCCCUGGGUUUUAUUAAUUCUUUAAUACUGCAAUACCCAAGGUGUCUCUUGGAGUGGUGUGGAAGGACUUGGUUGCUGCUGGCUGCUGUGGGGUGUCUGCUUGCAGCUGCACUGCUCUGCCCCGAGAACCCUGUACCUGAGCCCUGGAAUCAGAGAAUCCUUUGGGUUGGAAGAGAUCCUUAAGAUCAUGGAGUCCAACCAUAACCUAUCUCUAGCAUUAAACCAUCCUGUUAAAGUACGUGGCAACACUUUAAGAAUGAUGGAGACACACACAUCAGAGGUCAUGGUGAGAAGGGGCACCUGGCUGCUUAAACCUUCUGCGAGAACAUCCUUCUCUUUCCUUCCUUUGGACAGUUUUAUGUGUUCUUUCAUAUCUUAUGGAAAAAGAAACACCUUGUGAAAAUAACUAAUAUAACUCUCAGAUUAUAGUGGAAUUUUAAGGGCUAGUAAAUCGUAUUUACCUAGUUAAAAACUUUGGACUUUCAAGCUUUAGACUAUUACAAUACAUUAUAAUGUACUAAGGGAGAGUUGAGGGCACCUGUACAAACUGUUUCUAAAUGAGUCUAAGGCAAUAAUAAAUAGAUGCUUCUAGACACUACUGCAGGGGAGAGUGCUGUUCCAAAGAUAAAGUACCAAAUUCAGUGGUGGGUUCCUGGUUUUGGAGGAAGCUCCGGUGUCUGUGGUAUUUGCACACACUUGCACCACCACCAGAGUCCUUCUGCCAGAGCCUGGUCAGCGCGGGAGGCUGAGAUGGUCCCUUGUGGAGAAGGUGGGAGGCACAGUGUAAGAAAAUGAGGUAAAAGACACCUAAGUAUGGAGGAGAAGGUACAAUGGAAAGAGCAAAAAACACUGAUGUGACCUAUUUAGCGGAAUAAGAAUAAAGUAGGUUAAGAAAGCAGCAGAAAGAUACAGCACUGGCUCUUCUACUCAGGCCAACCACUACAAUUUCUGUUUACUUCCAAAUAAAGGUAGGGAGUCAAGCUGGGAAAAAAUAGUUUGUGGGAGUUCAGGUAAUUUUUCCACAUAGUCCAUAAGUUUAGUUAAACCUCCGCACAGACGUUUAAGGUCUGUGCUGUUGAAAACCUUGUCCUUGCUGGCUGGAUGCUGACUGCUUCCUUUUCUAUGUGUUCCUUUGGCUUGUUUGGGAGAUGGAGCUAGGAAAAAAUCCCAGAGAGGAGCGUCGCUCAAAAAUUGUUAAACAUGGAGCCAUUUGGAGAACUUUUCAUUUCUAUAUAUUUAUAUUGAGACUGGAUCUGUGUGACUCUAAUGGUUUAGAUAUAAUUACAGCACUUGUAGCCAGCUGUGCCCAUGGACAGAGCCGGCACUUGCUCUCCCUGGGCACUCGGCCGGUGGAUGUGAUUACGGGACAGGGUAACUUGGUAUUAAUUGCUCUGCCUAUUGAAGAGCUUUGAAAUGACUCCAGGUGGAGCAUGUAGAGGUCAUGAUUUGUUGUGGCAUAACUUGGUGAGGAAGAAACGCAGGCAGCUUUGCUGCAAGCAGAUCUUAUAGGAAAGUCUCGAGUAGUUGUAUAAAACCUUUGAUUAGGAUACAUAGUAAUUUUCUUCCAGUUUAUACCAUCUUGUGGUGGAGCGUGUAUUUAAAAAUGCUCCCUUUUUUAUUACAGUCUUCUAGUCGUUGUUUUGGAAUUUCAAAGUCAGGCCCUUCUGGACCAAAAUAACUUCCAUAAACAUAGUUUUUAAGAGUGUGAAUGCUUUCAGGAGGCCAGCACCUUACUGGUUAAGGAGAGGUAAGGUCUGGAGGCCGUAAUCUGCUGUGUGUUCUACCCAGUUAUGUAAGCGGUACAUGGAUGUGCAUUAAUACACUUAGUGCGUUAGAACUGCUUGGUUUAGGAAGCGUUAAAUAUUAACUUAUACAUACUGUGUCUUCUUCUGUGCAUCUGCGCUUCCGUGCUCAAAUGUGGUCGGACCAGAGCUUGUGGUGCCUACAUAUGAAAACGGAAUGAAUGCAAGUUGAAUGCUUGGCCUUAUUUCUCAUGUUUCCUGGCUUGAAGGGAGAUCCCUUCACAUGAAAGGAGAUUGGCAAAGGAAAAAGAGAUUGUUUUUAAACAAAGACAUGUUUUGAAAUUGUUACAAUGGCAACAGAAGAUUAAUGUAAAAAACUAUAUUUUAUUUCUUUUUUCGUUUUUCUUGCCAGCUUGACACUUGAACCAGAGGUGACCAGGGAGUGUGAUCUGCAGAUACCCAGUAGAGACAGCCGGAAAUUGCUCUUUACUGCACCUAUCCCAUCGGCGGAGCUGUUUGUAUUAGGAUUGAGGAGCAGUGCUCAGGAAACUAGGGAUCUGGUGGCUUAGGGUGUCCUCUUCAUAGUGACAAAUUGCUUUCAUUGAUUUUUUUCUUUUUUAAUUUAUUUUCUUUUCAUGCUGGUUUGAAAGGCUUCUGUUGUUGCACUUGGCUUUAAGAUGAAAAGCCAGUUUACAAAGGUUGAUUAGAUGCCUGUUAUGUUGCAGACACAAGUGCACCGUUCAAUAUGUAGCUUAAUGCAGACUCUCUAGGAUUCCCAGACCCAUGGCACUCCGUACAUUAAUGUAAGGACUUAAGUCAUUUCCUAAAGCUGCUGGGCAGCUUAAGCUUUCUGUUGGUUUACUUGAGUUUAAACCGUUUUAUUAUUUUGCAUCAUUUUUGAUAGUAAAGCAAACUGAAGAAUCAGUGAGGAGGUGACGGGCCUGAUGAAGAAUGAAGGGGCAUAUUUUAGAGUCUGCAGUCAUGGUUUGAGGACACCUGUUUAAUUAGCUAUACAGGGAUGCGUGUUGCAAGUACAUGCCUCCUACUUUGAAUUUGUUGCGUCUGCUUGGUAAGCAACUUUCAAAUGCUUCUGAUUGCAGUGUUUGAAAAACUACUUUUAAUUCAGGAAAGACCCUAUUUUGUGCCAAGAUAUGUUUUCCUACUUUGAGACUUUUGAUGCUUGCUUGCUUUAAAAAAUCGACAAUAAAAAAUAUAUUACGUGUGGGUGGCAAAAGUCCUUCUCCUUCAUUUCUCUUUUCAUCCAUUCCCUUCUCCCCCAUGCAAGACUCUAACCAAAGUUUCCAUUGAGUCCACCUUUGGAACUGAAGGUUUCCGGCCUUAAACAGUCCACUUUGAUGACAGAUUAAGAAAAGUGGAUUUGGGGGACUGACUUGGCAUUGUAGAAGGUAUUCUGUUUUUUACACUGAUGGGUCCAUUCUGAAGGUCGUGGAGAAGAACCUCUUUCAAACGUAGUGGUUCCCCUUGCAGUGUUGUAUUUUGUGAGGGUCCAGCAUACUUUCUCAUAACUGUUUUGCGUUUAUUUAGAAAUGUUUUGAGCAGAUACUGUGUUGUAUGCGGUGAGGAUAAAGGGGAGAGGAACAGUUCGUGGUCUGGAUGCCAAGCUGGCAGAUGUCCUGAGUGAUGUGUAGCAAGGCUGGGAGCGAGAAGUGAACCCGUGAAACAGAGCCAGGAGAUGCUACUGAGUUCAGGAUUUAAUCGGAGCCAAGGGCUGGAGACCUCAUUUCGCUCAGAGGCAAGUUAUCCUCAAUCUGCUAGCUAGCAGCCUUUUGCCUAUUUAAAAUACAUUAUCUUUUGAAUCCCAGAAUUUUGUCUGAGGAAAAGACAUUGCAGCGUAGUUAAUGCAAAGAACUUCCAAGGUGUGAUUUUAUUUGGGUUUUUUGCUAUUUUACUUGAGAAAGCUGCACUGCUGGAGUUCCUGCUGCCCCCCUGCAUUUAUAGCUCUCAGUGAUAAUCUUUGUAGGUUUCAUACUGAGAAUUUACAGGGAUAUUUCUGUAGCAAAAUAAUAGGGUUGCAGCUGCAGAUUGGGAUAAAUUUCUCAACCAUGCGUGUUUUGUUUAUAUUCAGUUGCUACUGGGAGCUGAAUCUCCUCAAAUAACAGAAGUCAAAUGGAGUGAUCUGGUCUCCUGUUGUCUACCCUGCUUCUUAUCUUCAGGCAACUAUAGGAAAACGAAGAAGAUUUGAAGUCUGCUGGGACAGCUUUAGUAUUAAGCAUAGGUCCCUGUUGUGGAAUAGUCAGCCAAAAUGUAUGUAUGUGUGUGUGUGCUUAUGUGUGAUGUAUGCAGUAUGACUGAAGUUAGACCAAGAUGAAACCAACAGAAUCUUCUCUGUUUCUGAAGACUGCACAAGCGUUUGUUUUUCAGGGGCUUGGACAGGAAUGUUCUGGAGCCAUCCCAGCUGUAGAAAUAGGAUGGGAAGAAACUACCGUCUUUGUCAUUAAAAAGGGCUGAAGUGUCCUGAAAGAGUUAAGCUCUAAUUAGCUCACUCGUAAGGUAUUUAAUAUCCUUAUUAAACUCAACUGCUGGUUUGCUUUUUUGUUUUUUUUCCUUCUUAUGGUGAAUAAAAUUUCUUGAAGAGCUGAGCCUGUGCCUCUCAGAUCAGAGGCUCACAUGUUGAAGCUGGCAGUGCUAGAGGCUAGUUCCUAUCUGUGUGACAGCGUUUUUAAUUUAACAGGACCAGCUUUGAUGUUCUCGAAUAUUUAUAGGCAGCUUCAGAUCACUCCAGUAUGUAUUCUUUUCAACUGGAGCAGAAGUUCCUCCUCACACAACAGAAUUUCUUUCCCUCUGUUUACUCUCGGGUCUCUUUUGGAUUUGCAGUCAUCAGAGUGGUUUUAUGUUACAAAAAUACUGCUCAAAUACUUACUUGUGGGAGGAACCGCUUGAUUUCCUUUCUAGUUUCUGCAGCUUGGGGGUGGUCCGGUUACUGCAUCUGAGCUCCGUGUUUGAGCCUCGCUGCAGACACGUUGCAGAGGAGACGGAUGCAGGGAAACAGAAUUUGAGCAGAAUGUGGAUAUUGUGGAGCCUUGUCCCUCUGCCUGUGCUCCAGUGUGCCUGCGAGCCGGGCUGUCCUCCCAAACACAGACACGGCAGGGGUUGCCACUUUAAAGUCACUAGUUUUGGUGUUUUAGGAAGGCCUGGCUGUGGUUUGAAUCUUUGCCUUGAUUGUGCCGUGUCUGAUGGAGGUGUUUCCUCAGACCAGCUUUCGUGGUAGAUUUCUCUUUUCGUCCUUUCUCUGCCAUGUUUCUCUUCUGCUUUAUCCUCUCAGCCCUCUGUUGUGGAUCUUGCAUGGACUGAGUACCGUGCUGCUGAUGUUCCAGCCCAGAGAGACCUUGUCGUGACCAACUGGGAAAGCAAAGCCAUGUUGUUCUUUUUUCUAGACCUUUUCUGUGUGGAUGCUGGCGGUUCAGGCAGAUUUCUCUAUCCCGCUCUGUUAUGCUUGGUUUUUGUUGUGAAGUUCCAUACACUUCGCAUUACGUGAUGAUCUCCUAAUUCGAAUUCUCUUCUUGUAGGCUUAUUUGGAACUCCGUUACUGAAGCAGCAGAUUUUUUGCGUAUUAAUUUGAAUGGCUUCGCUUUGUUAAAAAUACGGUCUUUCAGUAACGAUAAUUUGGCCUACAGUGGAAAAGGUUUGUGGGUUUAGACAUUCCAGUUAUGGAUGCACUUCUUUGCUGGUACAGCCUUUUCUAGUUCAGCAAGUGAAAUCAAUUAUGUCACUGCCUACAUAGCCAAAUAGUGCCGGGAAGCAACCACAGGAGGAAGGGGCUUGAUUGUCUAUCUGAUGUAAAUAGUUUGCUCAAAGAGCAAGGCUUGUCUUGCUACGGAAAUUCAGCAGGGAAAUAGAGACCUGUAACUUACUAAUGUAGCAAUGAGAGUUUCUAAGAUAAGCCAAUAAACAGAAUUUACUAACACAGAAAAAUAGGGAAAGAUCUUGCACUCUUUCUUCCAGAAGAAAGAAAAACAUCACUUUUUCACAGUUAAUUUUAAGGGAGAACUUCUUUAGAAGUGAAGCAGCUGUGUGUAUCUUCAGAAAUUGGGUGUUCGUGCACAUUCCGCUAAUGCUGAUGUGAAGUCUGACGGUGUGGCUGCUGGAGAGCAGUUUCAGUGCUUGUGUCUAGAGAUGGGAAGAUGGGGUUGCGACUUGGUUUUUCUUUAGUACCCUCCUCUGAACUGUUGUUGACAGAGGCAGUUUUCCUUCUCCUUACAUACCCUGCAAUAUCCUUGUGAAACAGGAGAAUUUAUGAAGUGUGGAAAUAACUUAAUGCUUCUGUCUCUGGGAAGGAUUUAUCCAACAAACACGGUUUAGUCUUUAUAUGUUUUGUUAGAGCUUGGGUAGAGCUGUAGUAGAAAGCUGGUCCUAGUGAUCUAAGGCAAUGCUUUGCUAAGUUUCCCUCUGUCCCCCAUCUGACGUCCAUAAGAGUUAAAGGAAUGGAAAGAAACAAAAGACAAGCAGCGUGUGGUACAGACAUGAGAUUGUUUUAACCAGCUCUGCAACCUUUUCCUGGGGGGGGUGGGAUUCCCCUGAGUGUUUAGGGUUUUUUGAGGCUUUACUGUCCAUGUAGAAUCCACAUCUCACUGUGAGUUUAGAUUCAGUAACUUCUGGAAACAUUUUGGGAUGUUUGCACAACCUGGAUAGGAAGUAUAUUGGCAAACCCACUUACUAAGAUUAAAGAACCAGCUCCAAACUUGUCGCUUAGGAGUGGGCAGUAAGUAGUACCAAGGUUGUGACUCAAACAGGAACGUCAUCUCAGCCUGAAGUUUAACUUUCAACUAUCUUAGUCAACAGAAAGUGUGUUGUAAUGUGAAAACUAGUAUACCUCUUCCAGGCUGUGAAUGGAGCUUCCUUUGAAAUAAGGUCCUUGAGGAGGUUUGAAAUAUGCCCCUUCCCAUUCCAGAUUACCCAGUACUGAAAGUUCAGUUAAAAGCAUAGGAGACAGAAGGGAGAGGGUCAUCUUUCUCCUUGUCACUGCUUAACGUCAAAGUUAAUAACAAUCGUUUCCAUACUAAGAUGAAACUGCAAGACAAAUUUAAAAAAAUUGUCUUUGUGAAGCAAGGUUUUACAUUUUUAUGAAUUCUUCACUGUUGCUGGUUUAAGAUGGUUUUACAGGCCUGGUGGCUGCUGUUGGUGUGUCCCUGCACUUAACAGCUGCUUCUACUUUGCAGGCUUUCCCGUGGAUAAAAUGUUGUCUUACGACCACCUAGAUGAAAGAACGUGAGCUGCUGGGCACCAAGGUGCCCCCAUGGACUGGGAUGCUGGCAUGUCACAUACAUGUUCAUUCUUCUUCCCCAGCUUCAAAGUAAAAUGUCAUCUUGAAGCCACCACUUUUUUUUUUCUUAGUAUUUACUUGGUUACUUGAGCUCAGAUCUCUGGAAAGGGCUUUGGGAGUGUAAAAUGUAGUUUGGCAGCAGUAACUCUGUGCUGACACCUCUUGCCAACGAGCGAGCCCCUUCUCACAGCGACCACGUCCUCUGCGUGUGUCGUGGGUCACAGCAGCAUCGCUGUUAAUUCUCCGUGAUGGAGACGAUGCCCCUGCACAGGCGUGUGCUGGUCCCUCGUUGCUGAGCAAUCUUGCCCAGAGUCAUCAAAACCAAGGGGAAAGUUGCUAAAAGGGCCCAAAUGCUGUUGAGGGCUUUUGGCAGGUGACAUCCCAAAGGAGGGGAGAAGGGAUGGCUUUCUGUUUGUAGAAAAUCUGUUUCUCCUUGCUCCUUUCCAGCCCUUUUCUAAAGUGGGUUGAAAUAGUAUCAAGUGUCCAGGGUUUGGAUGGGCUUAAAUGAACGGAGGCACUAAGGGGGUGUUCUGUGCAGGCGCGUUGUGGUUGUGCCCGUAUUGUCUCAAGGUGCAGUUGUCAUUGUCAGGAGUUGCGCUGGGGAGGAAUAAUUUUUGUGCUACUAGAAGAGACCUUGGUCCUGUCAGCAUCCAUAUUUAGUUACUGGCACAAGUGAGAACUUAAUGUUCUUGCUGUUUAAUUGUUCUUAUGGUUUCCAAAUCUGUUUCUCUAGUGAAUAUGUUUUUCAGUGACAUUUAGUGGUCUGAAGUCAUUGAUAAACACAGGCAGUAGCUGGAGCCAUUGUGGUUGAGUCUACAGCUUUGUAGUCUUGUUCCUCUUAGGUUAUUUGUGUGGUUGUACCCUUUAAGUGAAAUAAACAUCAUGUGCUGUGCUUGACCAAUGUCAUUCUGUCUUAUGUUUAGGGAAAGAAUGGACUUUGGAAAAUGCUUCUCCUUUGAAAGGGGUUACUUCCAUCUGAUGAAGGCUGUGGAGCAUCUCCUAUGAUUAGAGAAAAGUUAGUUUGAAAAGCAUAAUGUGUACAUAUGUAAAUGAUUUUUUUUCCCUGGGCUUUAAACUUACUACAUUUUAAACUAAUUCAAAGUAUGAUCGUAUGUGACUUUUGACUUAUGUGAUAGAAUUGUGUGUUUUCGGAUGCGAUGCAUUUGGUCAGCUCUGCUUAGACUAUUCCCUUCAUAUUUAGUGUGAUCAUUUUUUGACAUAACAUUAUCUCCUUCCACCUUUUUCCCUGCCGUGUCAUUGUCAUGCAUAGGUCAAAAGGCUAUUGAACACGUGCUGCCUUGGUGCUUUCUAACGUUACCUUAGUUUACAGAUUUAAAACUUCUUUUUCUGGUGAGGGUAUGGGCUUCAGUGUGUCAAGCUUAAGCUUAUCUGCACUAGGCCUCCUUUUAUUAAUUAAUUUUUUAAUAUCCUUUUAGAGUAAUCCACAAGCUGUAGGUUCAAACCUUCCCUUGAAGGUGUUCUGUGCCGCCCGGGGGGUUGUGGACACAGGGGUACCCAUUUCUGGGCCUGGCUGGGAUUUUAGGAGCGCUUAUGCCAGCCCUGAUGUGCGCUGUCCUGGCUCCCUGGGGAUCCAAAACUAGAAUAUUUUGAGAUGCUGUGGGUCAGGACUGAUAGUGUAAAUCCCGGUAUUCUCAAACACUUUUAAGUAGGCUCUGCAAACACUAUUUCCAUCUCUCUCAUGCUUUUGUGUUAGGAGGAAGUAGCAAGCGGGAGCACACAUCUAAUUCAGUCCUAUUGCAAUGAGAAUUUUUGCAAAUCAGAUACAAAUUAUUUUCAGUCCUUAACUUGCAAUUGAUGCCUUUGAAUUGGAGUUAGUGAAGCAAUACAACAUACUGUUGCUGAUAAGGGUAUUGCUAAUGAGUAACCUCCUAGAUAAGAUUUUUGUCAGGCUAGGCUGCAUUGCCUAGGAAGCUGAAUUAUAUUUUUUAGCAGUUGUACUAUCCAAGUGUUGCUGAAUUUUGAAAUCUUCUCUUUAUAAACAUACUCCAGAUAAACUGGACACUGCAGUCUUCAAAACAGAAUACACAAACUAAUUAAUCUGUUCUGGAGGCUGAUGCCAGACAUAUUCUUCAGGCAGCAGAAUUCUGACCUAGGUUAGGACUAGUUUAGUUAGGAAGGGCUGAAAAAAGUAGUAGGAGUUCUGAAUGUCUGUCAAAGGAACGUUGUGGGGCUUCACUUUUUUUUUUUAAUAGUGUUCUUGUGAGAGACAGAAUAAUGAAAAGAUGCUCAGAAAGCUGGAGAGAAACUGAACAAGAAGGGAGCCAUCCUAACGUAGUCACUGGGUGUAUAACAAGCUGUAAAAACCGAACAGCUGGAGAAUACCCUUUCACACUGUUUCUGCCUUCAGAGGCGUGCUGGUUGUGGCUCCCCUGCUUUCAGGAGCGGUUCAUGGACUGUAUGGCAGCAGAAUUUAAUCUUUGUAUCAGUACAAUAAUGUGGCGUUGCCAUGCCCAACCAUAGUGCUCUGUUUCUCAGCACAGAAUAGCAUUUCUUAGUCUGGAAGAGAAUCUGCAAGUGAAUUCACAGAUUUUUUUACUGUUCGUUUUAUAUGGAAUUAACACCACAAACUGUGCCUCCGGGAGGAGGAGUUGGUUUUAUUUAACUUUUCAAACUGAGACUGCUGCAAGAAGAAUAUGGUAUUUUUUUAAAAAAAGCUCUUUAGAAAUACAGUAACUUACAUUUUUAUUACAAAUAUAGUUAUUUUUUCAGAACAAUUGCAGGUGUUUCCCCUGCCUUGCCUUCAGCUUCGUAAGAAUACAGAAUACCUUUGUAAGUGUAUAGCCAUUUUGAAAGCAAUUAAGAAUGUGCCGUUUGACUGGGACUUUAUGGGUACCCGUGGUUUUGGUUGUUGUUUUGGUUGUUUGGUUUGGGUUUUUUUCCUGUCCAUUUAGAAACCUGUCAGUGAAAUGUCCUUGGAGAUGCUGAGGGAUGACUUCUAACUGUGAACGAGGUGGAUUAUUGGGAGGAUGAACAAAAUGGGUUAGAACAAAAUGUAUGCUGUGCUUUGCUACGGGUGAGCUUGUGCUGCCUGUCUGUUUUAGGAAGAUGUGACAUGUCUUCUGAUGGUGGCCUGUUCUGUCUCAUUAGCUGGCAGGGAGUUGCCUCUCUGCUGUUAAGACUCUAGGAUCCUGUUUCCAUUACCGAGGCAGGUAGUGGGUGAAUAAACUUCAUUCACGCUGUUUAAAACCUGCUGCUAUUGCAGGCAAAGCUGCCGUGCUCUGCCCGAGACCCAGCCUGUCCUCCGAGCCCUCGUUGUGCUGCGGGGCGCGGGGGAUGCGGGAGCAGCUUUCGGGGUGUGCUGCUCCCAGCGCUGCAGGGUGGUUACAAGAACCCCGAUGGGUAAGGAGUGGAUGAUGUUAAAUGAGGAUGGGUGAGCAAGGGAUAAAAAAGAUCUAGGCUUUACCUCCGAUUUCUUUCCUGGUGUCUUUUUCUUGCCUCUGAUGCCUCACUUUCUGAUUCCUUCUCGUUCUUCAGUGAAUCUCAGUGCAUUACCAUGAACGCAUGCUACCAUCUUUGAACUCCAGGGUGAAACGGAUUUGCAAGGUAGAAAAUUAAUUAAAAGUUCAUGAUCCUAGCAUUUUGACCCCGCGCUUCUAUUUAACAGAUUGCUGUUGUGCCUUCGCGCUAGUCUGUUAGCUGAAUAACUAACUAAGCGACAAUAUGAAGAGCCAAGACUGCCCUUGCGAGGGCUGUGGUGAAGGGGAGGAGGAGGGCAAGCAGUGGUGUGGAGGAUGAGCUCUGCUGUAAUGCCACUCGUAGAGUUUUUCACUGUGUGUCUGAUUUGGACAUUGCUGAAGAGCUACAAACAACAAAAGUGGAAACUGGAAUCGCUGUUCAGUGAAAAUAGACUGAGAAAUCCAGUAGUUGUUAGACUAAAUGAGGAUCUUGCUGUCUAGAAAGGAUGGCGAUAGCCAGUGUGGAACAGUGGACAGUGGCUGAGGAACAAAGGUAUGAGUUUCUGUAUCUGAGGUGAAAGUAUUAAGAGAAAGUUUUCUCUUAGCUUACGUGUUGGAAAGGGAUACAAGACUGAUGCUGACAUGGCAACUGCUGCAUGUCAGGAAAUCAUGGGUGUGAGGACAAGUGUUACCUUAGCUGAGUGAGUACAGGAAUUGUACCCUGAUUUACCUUCUGUCAGCCACGGUUCUUGUUAUGUGCUGGGAAAAGUGAGAUGGGAAGUUUGUAAUAGUGAUUAGUAUGUGGUGAAGAAGUAAGAGCCAGCUGCUUGUCUACUGGACCCGUGCUGUGGUUUGUUCUGAGCCACGCUGGGUCCUCUGCAGGUCGUGCUCAGGUGGGACUGCUGCUGCUCUUAAAAAACGAUCUAAACUCGCAUGCACAGUUGCUGAAGCAGCUUCUCCACAGGGCAGCAGAUGCUGUUGCUAUAUCCUCAAACCCAUCUUAAUUUUUCCCCUUUUCAAGGGGUUGUUAGAGUGUGUCUAAGUGAAAAACAGCAAGCUUGUGUGGCAGCAGUAUGCGGAACUGAAUCCUAUCAUAUGAGUGAACAACAUAAAUUCCUACGUAAAGCUUCCGCUCGUAUGUAAGCGGUGCAUUGUUUGUUUAGAUUGGGGGAGUAUUCUAACCUUAGGCUUCUUGUGAUUGUGACACGGUGUGAAAAUAAAGCUUAUAUUAAUAACUCAAAACCCUUCCAAACCAUUUGUCUUACCAUCUGCACUGCUGUGGAAAGGUGGAGAAGUGAAAACUUGGAGUUUUCAAACAAUCUGCUUCUAAAAAUACACUUAAAAAUGAACAAUGCAAAGGAGAAAUUCCUUGUCAAAGGUCUUUCUUGAACAUGUCCAUGGUGGAGGUCUUUGCCCUGAUUCCAAGAGGACUCUCAGCAAUAAUGAUUACAGAUCAGUAGGUGCUAUAGCAUGUGGGGGAAUGUUCUGAAAUAAUGAUCCCAUGCCCAGCUUUCCAGAGGUGCAAAAGUACGGGGUGUCUGUCUUUUGUCUUCCCUUGGAGCCAUAGCACUGAAAUGGUGCAUCCCAUUUUUGUAGAAGAUCUGAGAUAAGAUUAGUUUCUGAGGUAAGAUGACAGUUUUUAUAUGUUUUACCCGUGUUUGAGAUCAAAGUUUACCCAUCACCAGUGAACAUAAAGAUGAGCCAAGCGCCUUUCCCUGGGUCGCUGUUGGUGGGAGGCUGGUUAUAACUGUUCGUGUCCAAUUACCUGUGAACCCCUGAAACAAAACUGGGAGCCCAGGGAACUCGAGUGGUGGGGAAAUAACUGCAGAGCACAGAAACUCAAACUUCGGGAGGAACCCCAGCAUGAAAGGUAUUUUAUUGAUCCCAUUGUCCAGUAAGAAGGACAUAAUUCAGUGUCUCUCUCUACCUUUCCAGUUGUCUCCCAGCAUAAAGACAUCCAGGACAUUUUGAUAUUUUCGGCAAAGAGUUAUUUGAAGUUUCUUUUGUGAGGGAGCCUGUGCUCCAGCUUGUCACUGCUGUGAGGAGUGAGAGGCCAAGGGGGGCAGUUAAUUUACUGAGGUUUGCAGCAAAAAAGGCUGAAUUCGUAGGAUCCUUUGAGGGUCCAGAUUGAGAUGGUAUUUAGAUACUUAUAGCCGACUCUACAUUAUUGAGGGAUGUGGGGUCUUCUAGCCGUUUAAGCGAAAUUCUGGCGUGUUAUGGAAAGUAUCUGUGUGAUUCUCAUAAAUUUUUUUCCGAAGUUCUAGUUUCUCUCCUCAUUUCCUCCCCUACAAAAAAAAAAAAAAAAAAAAGAGGGAGUGGAAAUAGAAAAUAUUGGUUUGUCACUUCAGUUAAGUCUCAAACACAAAAAACUUAAUUUUUAAGCUAUUGGUGAUUUUUUUUUUUUUUAAUUUUAAUUUUCUUUACACACACAUCCCUUGCUGAGGGCACAGCACGGCGGGUACCGAAGGGUUAAAGCUCUUGCUUUGGAAGCAGCUGGGCAGUUUACACUCCUUGCUGGGCUGUACAAAAAUACUUCUGCUUUGAAGUGCUGGGAGGAGCGGCUGAGGGUAAAACCUGGAGCGGCGCAGGGCGCGGGGGCUCAGCCCCAGCAGCCACCGAGCGUCGGGCUUUGUUUCUUCGCUGUCUCAGUGCGAGGGCUUUCUUCUGGAAAUUCUUCAAAUGCUGUUUAGUUCUCGGAAAAUUCUUGGAUUGGGACAGGUUGCAGGAAAUAUAAAUUAAAAAUAUAAUUUCCCCCAAAGGCAGGGCAAAUAUAUGGGUUCUGUUGGAAGUUCCUUGGCUGCUUCUGAUCUGGUCUGGUAGUGAAGUACACGGUGCUGCUGCUGGGGUGAGAGAGAUUCACCUCCACCGAGCGAUGGGAAGGCCAGACUCUUUUAGACAAUGUGUGUUCCAGAAAGAGCUUUCAGAAGUCCUUUUUUUCCCAAUUUGCUGGAACCUGUGAAUUCUCAGACCUGCCGCUGCACCUUAGGCACGUUGAACUCUGAGUUUGGCAAUAAAAGAGCUGGCAGGAGGGUGGCAGUUCUGGCACUUGCCCCAAGUGGGUGAAACCGAAUGGGGAGACAGCACGUUUGUAAGAAAAGCCACAAGGUUGAUAGUGCUGUACGGCUGGCAGCCUCCUCUAUUGUGUACAGCGUGCUGCGUAACUGUGAAUGACAUCGCUUGAUACGGCUUCUUCAAAGCAAAUCUUUUCAUAGACGAAACCUGAUGCAAGCUGGGCUCCAGUGGUUCCUGCCACUGCCAGCACUGGAACUCCAGCAACUGGAGUUGCUCUCUGGUUUUCUAGGGUAAUGCUCUGCCUCCUGGUAAUAAUUUCUUGACAAUAUUCGUAUGUGUUUUUUGGGAAGGUCUGAACCUGAGAGAUGCUGUUGUUGCCAUUAUCUGAAACUGAGGAAAAGCAAUUUCCUUUUAGCAAUCAGUGCCACUGAGGGGACGAUCAAAAGCAGUUUACCCACCAGCUAAUGAGGGGUAACGUUAAAAUGCCUGGCUGUAUCUGUUGAAUAAAUGAUGCUAGUGCUGGACGGUGGAUCUCCAAAUUUCAAGUUAAAUUUAUGUUAACUAGCCUUAAUAGUCCUGUCCCUUCAUUUUUACUCAUUUAAGCAUCCAACCCUUAGCUGCUGGCAGGGUCUCCAGGUUUAUUUCCCUGCUGCUCUGCCACUCACUCAUUAGCUUUCUACUGCUGCCUUUUUUCUGAACACAAAAAGUGUCAAGAAUUUAGUUGCUAAAAUAAGCAGAAUUUUCCUCUAGGGUUUCUGCUGUUGCAUGAGUUAUAUAGAGGGCUCUGUCCUUGAAACAUUUUCUUAUUAAUACCUGAAGUACCUUGUUUUCCCAUUUAACAAUUCAAGCGCCAGGGAAAAUGUAUAUAUAGUAAUGUAGGCCUAAGAAUCUCAGACAAGAUGAUCUUCUUUCAUCUCAGCUGUCACUGAAAAUCUUCACUUAUAAUCUACACCCAACACAUUAAUUUUCUAGAAAGUGUGGGUUAGUGCCAUGGCAGAAGUGAAAGUAAAAGGCCCCAGAACAGGAUUUGGGGGCUAUUGUAGUUUGUUUUAUUUGUUUCAAGAAGGCGCUACCUGUGUUAGAUCUCUGGCUGCAGGAGGAGUUGCUUGGCUCCCUCCGUGUUGGCUGGGUAGGUCUUUUUGCUUGGCUUUGCAAGGGCAGGAGUUAAAGAAAACCUCCAGUCCUUUUGCCACCUUGGAUGAUUCGUGAUAACUGACAUGUUGCAGUUUGAUUUCAAGGAUGUUUUCCACUUCUGUGUUACAAGAGACAUAAGUUGAUGGGCCUUUGUGUUAUUAUUAAAUAAAUAAAUAUUAAAUUAUCUUUAACAAAACUAGAAUCUAGAACUCUUUGAGUUUCUGGGUUGUGUGGCUGGCAUGCAGUGACUUUGCUCGGCAUAGCUGAAAGGCUUCACAAUAAGUUAUCACACUCAACUACUUAUUAACAGGAGGAAAAACGUAGUCUGUCCAAAUGUUGUUCUAGUGGCAUAUGUGCAUUGACUGUGUGUUUUUAUGUGUUUGCGUCUCUGGGGUCACCGGGGCACACAUGCCGCUGCAGCGUGUUAACAAAGCUGCUCUUGGACAGGAAUGGGUGCUACUGCCUUUCCCAAAACUGUGCAGGCAAAGCAGAUAUUAUCAGCGCUGGCCCUGGGGCAUAAAAUAGAAAGAUCAAAGCACAUGGCAGCAGCACACAGAGUCUCUUCAAAGCCUGAGUAAGGCAGGAUUGAUAGAGAAAAGGAGAAAGCUCUUGCUGAUGUAAUCACAGCCUGUGAGACAGGUUGCUUUUUUUUUUUUUCUUAAUUUAAACAAAGACACAAAGACAGUCCUUGUUUGUUUAGAGAGGUGAAGCAUGUGCCACAGAGAUAGAGCAGGGCUACCUGGGUAUAUGGAAGGUUUUCAUAGGUAGCACGGAGCUCAAGCGUUUUGAAGCAACUGCAAACUUGCAGUUUUCCUUAUUUUACUUUUCACGACUUCUGCAUGUGGUAUUCUCUCACUUGUGGUGUCCAUGUGGCUUGAAGUAGAAAAAUGGCCAAGGAAGGAAUGCUUGUUUCAGGCUGCCUUCCUUAUUAAAAUGGAAACUAUUUUGUUUUCUUUUGAGAACUCCCGUUAAAAGUAUCUGGGAUUUGUAUGAAAAGAAGUGAAGCACAGGCAGGGUGGAGCUGGAGGGAAGUGAUAAACCUUACCCCUUGUUGGGGCACAAACUCUGAAUGGGAAAGCAACAGUUGUUCUCCCCUUUGUAUCCAUGGGAAGGAGGAAGAAGAGGUGACUUUCUGGAGGAGAUGUGCAGGGAUGGAAGGAGUGUACAAUCUCCUUUACAAACCUCGCUCCUCUUUAUGUGCUGCAGAUGCAGAAGUGUGUUUCUGAACCUCCCUUUGAGCGUGGUAGUGCAGCUUUUCCACCCACAGGUGUGUCUGUGCAGUAUAUUGCAGGUGACCUGAGCUCGUACAGCCUGAUAGCCAAAAACUGUGCGACCUUGUGGGCAUGGCAUGAUGCCUGAGUGAGUGUUACCACAGAGGCAACGUAUAUUAAUUAAUGCAUUGAUUUUGUACAUGUUUGGAGCUCAGGCAGAACAAACUCUUCUGCUUGGAUGGUGAGCAAAGCAGACUUCACCAUUAUGCAUCUUUUCACUUACUGAUUGUUUUGGAAGAAAGAUCUAAUGGGAUUAUCUCAGUCCCAAAAUGUAUUCCAGGGUGCCAGAAACCACAGUGGUUAUGUCUAUCUGGCAAAAUCUCCAGCUUUGCUUCCCCCAUAGACAUGAGACAAUUUGCAGUGCAGUUCAGAUUAGUACCCAAAAUCACGGCACUCUGAAGUCUCAAAAAUCUGUCAUGAGGGAAAGGUGACUGUUAGAUCAUUGACUUUCAUGCUUCGUUCAGGGAUCAAAGCUACGUUUAUAGUCUGCUAAAUCAGUUUAUUACCUUAAUAAGAGGUUGCUGCUCAGAAAGGGAUGCAUCCUCUUUAUUGUGGAGUAUGUGGGAUGAUACUGGCAUUCCUGUGUUGUCUCAUGUGGAAAUCUCUCCAUUUUGCUGGCUGGCAUCAAAACGUCUUCCCUCCACCCCCCUGAAUCUCUCUUCUGCCAUGUUCCUUCCACACAUGUGUCUGAUUUGAUACUUGACACUAGUAGAAAGAGCUUCUUUCUAUACACUUGAAAUACUCUGAUUUUGGUUUCUAGUUACCAAACCUUCAGGCACCAGGAAAUUUGCACAUCUUACAGAGCUCUGAGAUGGGCUCUGACAUGUACUUUUGUUACCGCUGCGGGCGCUUUCCCCUCAUGAUAUGGAGAGGCUAAACGAAAAUUCUGGGAUGGGAAUCCUGGCAGUUACUAUGACUUUCUGGGAACUUGUGCAUCCGCUUUAAAAUAUUUCCUUUUGGGAAUCCCACCCAUAUAUGUGUGGGACAGGCUGUUCCAGUCUGUUGUAGCAGACAGCAGUUAACAAAGCAGAGGUUUCUCUACCCAUAGAAGAAGAUGGAUUGGAGGGACCUGCCAUCACUAUGGCAUUCCCAUGCUUUUGCUUCUAGUGAGCAACAGAAUGAAAAAAGAGGUUUUAGCUGAUUUUCUGUAUGCUCUGCUGAGCUCGUGCGGCCACUUCUGUCAGCAGUAUCCAUGGCCUUUUGAUUCAUGUAACCAAGUGAAUUAACACAACUGCCAUGCCAAGUUAACCAAAAAAUUCCUCUGCUCCAGUGACUCUCUCUGGCAGAAGCUGGUAGCAGAUACUUGUGAAGGAAUGUAAGAUUAGAGCAAGCAGCAUGGUGAGAAUGCUGCAGUACAUGCUUCCAGGCUCUGCUGGCUUGUGCCUUGACUCCCUAUCAGCAUCAGAGACAUGAGAGCCCUUGGUGGCUUUUUCUUCUACAUUUUUUUCCAGUCCGUUACUUUGCCUGUAACUUGCUUGCCUGAAUUUGAGAGAGCACAGGGAAGAUCUGUUUCGGCUCUGAGGCCCUUGUGCAGGUUGCUGCGUACUGUGGCGUUAUACUUAACCUUAUUUUUGGAUAGCAGAGGAGUCACAGUUGGUGCACGUAGUGCAGGAGGUCUAGAAAAACAGUUUUGUUGGCAAGUCUGGUAGGUACCUACUGAAAUUGCUCCCUAGCAGGAAUGGAGGGAAGAUGACUGAAUCUCCAGAAUUUUUCUCAUUCUCUUACUGUUCAGCGUAAGAUCUGUAGAGGUUUUUUUGAGCUGCAGGGGAAAGAACGUUGCCAGGAAGUAAUUGUUCUUUUUGUCUCUUUCUAAUUCUGUGCAGCAGCUGCCUGGUCUUUAGCUGCUAUUAAUGUUCAGAGCCCUUUGAACAAAGGAGCGUCAGGCUGAUGUAACUUCUUCCUCUGUCAGACAUUCCCUCUGAAGCCAUCUUUUGUCUCGAUGGCCCUAUUGUAACCAUUCAUAUACUGAUGAAUGAACAGGAAGCUGAUGAUGAUAGUGAGCAGAUGAGUUUGAUCUUGAACAGGUUUCACUCAGACUCCAGCUUGAGGGAGUUUAUAUAGGAACUGAGCUGUACCACUGUCAACUACAGUGUCUGAUCUGUUCAUUCAAAUUUUCCUUUGUUUAAGGAAACUGGAAAAUAAUAUUAAAAUAAAAGAUUACAUAUUAAAAGAAAAGAAUAUUAAUCUUGGAAAAAAUAUGCUAACGUUUCUUAUUGAACAACAGUAUUGCAGAUACAAAUCCUGGAAUUCUGUCUGUCAUCUCUUCAUGCAAAGAGAAGUUUACUUGAAUAGCUGUAUUUUUAUUUUUGUGAUAAUGAGUUCUGUAAUGUUUGAUUAGAGGUGAUGGGCUCUUGUUUGUUGUCCUGUUUGUGACAAACCAGAUUCAAACACAUCCUAAAGAGGCUGGGGAAGAUACUUAUGGCACCUCAGGUGGCAGUAACUGGUGGGGAGGAAGAGAGGGGGAGCUUCAUCUGCCCAGUAUUUCCUCCACACACAGGUUUUAAAGCAUACUGCUUCAGGCUGAUGGCAAAAUACAUCCCUAAAGCCUAACAUGCACAGCAUUAAAUGUGGUGGAGGUCUUGGCCUUUUUCUUCUGGACUGGGAAAUGACAGCAAGAGGAGCUUAUCAGCUGAAGAACCAGCAAACGUGUCCACAGUGCGCAGUAUUAUUUUCCAGCAUAACAAACUCGUUUAUAAAGUUACUUACUGAAAGCUGAUGUGAUCUUGCACAGAAAACUUUUGUUAAUCUGGAGGAAUGUAUUGAACAGGGAGUUGAAUGCUUGUACUGGGCUGAUGUCCCUCCAAGAAGGAUGGCGGGGUCAGGGGCUGACUCCUUAAUGUCAAGUAAACUUCACUCACUUAAGGCUCCUGGGCCUGAAGUUACUCCCUGUUCCAGCAGUAAGAGGCAGAUUUGAAGUCAGUAAUACAUUAUUUUAGUACAAUAGUAGCUGUGAUGGUUUGAGGGACUUUGAAAAUUAAAAAAACCAACAUGCUAUCUUGUCGUAUUAGGUACCAAAAAGAAGCCAAAAUAUAGUAAAGGUUGUUAGAGCCAGAUUGUCUGAAGACUGAUGGUAAAUACUUCCGUCUGUGUCAGGUACCUGACAGAGGCCGCGCAGGGUACAACAGUCACCCAGGCGUCCUCACCACACCUCUUCCAACACAGCUGUUAUUUUCAUGUGCCCUUUGGUGCCUGCAAUAUAUAUUGGCUUUCUGUAGAUGUACAACUGAUCUAUUUUCAAAACGCCUGAUGAAGGGAAGGGUAUUUUUAAAAAUUAGCGCUGACAGUUAUUUAAAUUUGAUUAACAAAGGUAGAAGGUCCCUAGCAGAGGAGUGUGAUGUGUUUGUGAGUGCGGUUGUUGUGUUUACAAUGCCUAGCCUUUUCUGUUUAUUUUUGUGAUCAGGCACAGAUUCCAUUGACCUUGUUUUUAUUUUUGCAUAUGUCACUUUUUCUGCAGACCCUGCUCUGUGUUUAUCUCUGGCUAAAUGUGCCAUGUAAGGACCUUGGUUAAAGGGAUUCUUCCCAACAAGUCAUAGCUGUAUAUACAGUAGGUUAAAUAUCACUGCUGAUCUUGGGAAGGAUCUUGGUUAAUUAUAAUGCAAGCUGGAGGGAGGCACCAGGAAGAAUAGAGAGAGAUCACAAAAGACUUCUCAAAGUUGUAGCUAAGAUUUCUUUCUUAAGAAUAAAGUGUAUUCUGAAAAACUUGCCCUGAUAGAAGUAACAGUGAAAAUUCCAUGAGACUGUGGGGAGGGACCAGAGAGAAAAGCAGAAAAAGUGGAAAGGGAGACUGGAAAAGGAACGGGUAGAUCACAAGCUGUGGAUCAUGUAGUGCAGUGAUGCUCACUGAAAAAGGCUGAAUUUUAUAAUCUUGGAAAAGACAAGAGACUGAGUAGUAAAGUCUGAUGUAGAGAUGGUGACCAAGGGGCGAUUAUUGGCUAUUCCUUGUGAUACAGGGACCAUCAGAGCGUUCUCAGUGUAAUUCGUGUAAUAGCUUUAAAGUUAACGAAAGAAUGUGUGUUUUUUAAAACAGCAAAUUGUGUUACUUGCUGUAGGGUGGUGUAGAAGCCAAAAGUAUGGAUGUCAUCCCAAAGGGAUUAGGCAAAAUCAUGGAGUGUCAAUGUGUUGUUUACUGUUAAAUGUGAUGUUCUGGGUGAAGUCUCAGCUCUGGAAGUCUUUUAGUCACUGAUAGCCUUAAUUAAGAGGCUGUAUCAAAAGAAUAAUCAUUCUCUAUUUGUUCUGCUUUUCCUAUUCUCCAGACUUCUGCAGUUGGCCGCUGUUGGAGAUAGGAUACUGUGCUGGCUGGGUUUUUGGUCACACCCUGUAUAGCUGUUUUUAUGACUUGCCCAACAUUGCAUAGGAGCUCCGUGGCAGAGGAAACGAUCCAGUCUCUUGGGAAGCACUCAGCUGCUUUAACCGCAAUGCUGUGUUUUCUUUUCUCAUAGUAUCUUACCUCAUUCACUGCACCAUCCAAUUUUUCUAACAUGUGAGGGAAAUGUCCUGCAGACAGCACUCAUUCGCCCCACACUGCUGCAUUCUUGGAGUACAGUUUACACUAUUAAUUUCCCAAUCAGUGAGGCAUACCUCAGUGGUGAGGUGCGCCAACAGUAAAUACACAGUGCUAAACCCAAGCCAAUAAGCGUUGCUGGACUUAUUAGCAUGGGCUGUGUGCCAGUGCUACAGGAGUUGGCUUAAAAAAGGAAAAAUGGGAAAAACCGGGGGUGGGGUGGAAGAGGAGAAGUGAAGGAGUAAUCUGGGAGAGAGAUGAGGCAAUAGAUUAGUGGCCGUAGGAAGGAGGAAUGCAGAAAGAGAUGGGGAAAGGAGGAGGGAACGCUGGUGGUGUAUCCGGAAAUACACCACAAUUAUCAAAAACUAAGGCUGAAUUGGGCUACCUUAAAUCUCUCACACCUGAGGUAUGAAACACUUGCUACUCUAGCCUUAGCGUUCCUAUAUAAUUUAGAUACAAAGGAACCUGUAGAACAGCAAUGUCAGAUAAAAUUAUUUGGACAAGAGAGUUUAGGUACAUUUUUAAUUUUAGGAUUUUGUUUAGAAAAUUCUGGGUGCUUCAAUAUGAUAAGCAUGUACAUUAAUAUGGUGUCAGAGAGGAAGCUGAGAAAAGCCGUGUUGUUUUACAGGUCUGUUAAACAGUUCACUUUUGCAGUUUUGCAUUCAAAGUGAAGUUGAAUUUUGCUCUUAGAUCAGGGAAUGAACCUCUUUGUAACAAAAGGGGAGUGCAUCGGGUCUCUAGAACGUCAGAAACUUUCAGUAUUCUUGACUUUAAAAUAAAAUUAAUCCUUCAGACAUAAAGUGCUAAGUUUCUACAAAUGCCUUUGAAAGAUGGAAAAGAAGAAAGGACUGAUAAUUUCUUGAGUGCAGAGUAGCGUUCUGGUUCAAGAUGUCAAAGCAUAGACUAUGAGCAGUGACUGUACAUCAGGCAGCCUCGUAUGCUGAUGAAGUGGUUUAAUAGUGCACUGGACUGAGCUGUGGAGCCCGGUUUACAUCCAAGUUGGUUAUUUGCUAUGCAAAAUAAAACAAAUUGAGGCUGAAAGAGGGAAGAUUUUCAGUGUGUGAGAUGGAAAUAUUUGCAGUGACUAUUCCAGCAAUGGGCUACAUUAGAAUUAAGAAUAGCUUUUUAUUUUGAAGUCAUUCUCCCUACUAGAGAACAUUCUUCAGUGGUGACUCAGUGUAGAGCUAAUCUUGCUCAAAAUGGUUGCCAGUUGCCACUUGGAACAAUAGGACUGAAGCCACAGGCUGCCAUCAGGUGGCUGUUUUUAAGAAGGGCAUUUUUUCCCCAGUGGAUUUGAGUGUUUCUUCCCAUCUGAUAACAUAGAAGGUCUCAAUAUUCACUGAAUUAUUGUAAUAGAGGACUUUGAAAACAGUGCAGUUACUCAUUACUCUAUGUGAAAUUGGGAACCCAGUGUACCCGAUAGUUUCUUUUAUUGGGGAAAAAAACAAAACCCACAACAAACAAACACACGCAAAACCCCGCAAACCAUUAAACUGUUGUCAGGAACAACUCUUUGCACCUGAUUUAUAUGACAUAAUGCUGCCCACUACUUGUUUUUUCAAGUCCUCAGUUCCCUUCUGGGCAGGGGCAUCGUUUCCCUGUGCUGUGAAGGAGGAGGUUAAGCAGAGGGGGAAAGGAACGAUUUCCGUACGGUCGGGCAGGGAAGCGGCUUUGCUGGAGCAGAAGCACAGCUGCCUCCAUCCCCUUGGGGUGAGUCCUGGCGGGCAGGACGGGCUGUUCUCUCCCCAACCAGGGGAGGGUGGUUGGGGUCCCCCUCAGAGCUGGGGGCUCAGAACUGGAGUGAGUGGCCUCGAGGGAGUCCCGGACGCGUGGGGCUGGGAGGGAUCUCAUGGGAGACCAGGGAAUGCAUCCAGUUCCUGCUGCGGGAUGAGCCAAGGCACGAUGAGAAAGUCACCUUCCAACGAAGGAGAUCAUGGUCUUUUACGUACAACCUAUUCUGGAGCCUCGUCUCUUGUAGUUGCAGCAGAGGCUUUGACUUCACCUCUGUUUCAAUUUAAGUAAGUUGAAGAGGUUGUGCUGGUGUCUGUUGUGUUGUUGGACCUGGCAAAAGAAUGAAGCCCCAGUAAUCCAAGGGGAGGUGGUUAGUGAUGUGCUACACCACUUGGACACCUACAGGUCUGUGGGGCCAGAUGGGAUGUGCCCAAGGGGGCUGAGGGAGCUGACGGAGGUGAUUGCUAAAUCACUUUCCAUUAUCCAGUGGUUGAGCUGGAGCUGUUUAUCCUGGAGAAAAGGAGACUGAGGGGAAAACUUACUGCUGCCUGCAACUGCCUGAAAGGAGGCUGUAGCAUGGAGGGGGUUGGUCUCCCAAGUAGCAAGUGACAGGACAAGAGGAAAUGGCCUCAAGUUGCACCAGGGGAGGUUUAGAUUGGAUAUUAGAAAAAAUUCUUCACGGAAAGGGCUGUCGGGCGUUGGAACAGGCUGUCCAGGGCAGUGGUGGAGUCACCAUCCCUGGAGGGGUUUAAAAGGUGUUCAGAUGAGGUUCUCAGGGGCUAGAGUUAGCUUAGGUUAUGGUUGGACUCGGUGAUCCUGAAGGUCUCUUCCAACUGAAAUGAUGCUAUGAUUCUAAAAGAAGUGUAUGUAAAACUAGAUGUGAUGUUUGGACUUUGCCCAGUGAGUGUGAGUGCAAAGUAGGGGCAGAGCAUGAAGGCAUCUGAAAGUCGUUUCUUGAGAACUUGAUUUUGAAGGAAGAGCAGACAGUCUAGAAACAAACAUGAAGCCGUACUUGUUUGGAGACCUGUGGGUUAAGAAUCAGUUGGCUCCUUUCCCUCUAAAAUUUCCCCAACACCUUAAAUGUUUUCAGAUGCGCAGAAGUCAUAAAUUGGAAACAAAUCCCUUGAAGUAUACUGUGUUGUCAAACUGAAAGAGAGGUCAAGUGGUAGGUCUUGGAGGAAAAUUUGAAGCACAAAGUUGGGAAACUGAGAUAUGAGAAGGCAUGUGACAGCUUUACCUGUUUGUGUGUUGCUCCAGGAUUGCUUAUAAAAAGUAAACACAAAUCUGACCAAAAGGUAAGCUUCCAGAAACUAAGACGGACCUCUCUAUCUUCAGAUUGUAAAAAUUGUUACGGCUAUUUUCUUGAGCAUUUUUUGAUUGCUGCAGUGUAAGCUAAAUUUAAACAUAGGGAGAGUACUUUGUAAUUUAUUAUAAAAUCCAAUAAAAGCAUAUGAUAGUUGUCAUAGGUGACCUGAGAGUCACCUGUUUAUAAAUCUAGAAAACUUGAAGGUUAAGCUUCAGAGAAAUUUAUGCAAAGGUAAGAAGUAAGGGGAGGUGUCCAAAAUAGUUUUACUCUGUAGCAGCAUCACAAAGGAAAAUGUGUAGUUAAGAACCAUAAUACCCAUAGCCGGUUUGAGUAUUUGUCUUCCUCUUCUGUCAUAUGAGAGAUGCGUGAAGGGAUUUGCAGUAGACUAGGUCUGAAUCAUAGAAUCACUUUGGUUGGAAGAGACCCUCGAGAUCAUCAAGUCCAACCAUAACCCACCCCUGGCACUGCCCCAUGUCCUGAGAACCUCAUGUCCGUCUGUCCAACCCUCCAGGGCUGGUGACUCCAGCACUGCCCUGGGCAGCCUGUUCCAAUGCCCCGCAGCCCUUUGGGGAAGAAAUUGUUCCCCAGAUCCAACCUCAACCUCCCCUGGUGCAACUUGAGGCUGUUUCCUCUGGUCCUGUUGCUUGUUCCUUGAGAGCGGAGACCAAGGGCUUCCCCAGGCUGGAGCCCAAAACUUCCAACAGCGAGGCAGUUGCUGGGGCAGGGAGCAGGAAAAGAAAUCCCAGAUACACCAAAUAGCAUAGAAUCAUAGAACCCACAUCCCUGCAGCUUUCCAACAGCAUCUAUAGUAACCCAACCCUCUCUCUUUCAGGCAAAUUUUAAAGAGUUUGCAGACUUGAUAGCCCAGGAUCGCUUGCCACUGGGGAACGGCCACCCCUCGCUCAGGGCUAGGGAGUGAUUUGUGGCAGGGGAGUGAGGAAAGAGUGGACGGAGCAUGCGACGCAGAGAGUAAGCCAUGCUAGGAGUGCUCACAGAAAAAUACAAAGCUGGUAUACAGUGCUUCAGUUCUCAAGGAAGUUCUUCUCUGAGGUACUCAGUGUGUUGAAGACGUGGUGACAGAUACCCAGAUGCACCCACUUGGACUGUGUAAUAGCAACGAUGAGGAAGACCUGUAUGAGUAUGGCUGGGUAGGGGUGGUGAAACUGGAACAGCCAGAGUUGGAGCCCAAGCCGUGCCUGACUGUCUUGGGAAAGGCAAAGCGAGCAGUACAGCGAGGAGCCACAGCGGUCAUCUUUGAUGUUUCUGAAAACCCAGAUGCCAUUGAUCAGCUGAACGAGGGUGCAGAGGACCCUCUGAAGAGACCGGUGGUGUACGUGAAGGGUGCUGAUGCUGUCAAGCUAAUGAACAUUGUUAACAAGCAGAAAGUGGCGCGAGCAAGGAUUCAGCAUCGCCCCCCACGGCAACCCACCGAGUACUUUGAUAUGGGAAUUUUCCUGGCCUUCUUUGUGGUUGUGUCUCUUGUUUGCCUCAUUCUUCUUGUCAAGAUCAAACUGAAACAGCGACGUAGUCAGAAUUCCAUGAACAGGCUUGCAGUGCAGGCACUGGAAAAAAUGGAGACCAGGAAGUUUAAAUCCAAAAGUAAAGGACACCGGGAAGGCAGCUGCGGAGCGCUGGACACACUCAGUAGCAGCUCCACCUCUGACUGCGCCAUCUGCUUGGAGAAGUACAUCGAUGGGGAGGAAUUGCGUGUCAUCCCCUGCACUCACCGGUUUCACAAGAAGUGUGUGGAUCCUUGGCUGCUGCAGCAUCACACCUGCCCUCACUGCCGCCACAACAUCAUAGAACAGAAGAAGGGAAGCGCAGGUCCAGUCUGUCUGGAAUCCAUCAACCCAGCACGCAGCCGGCAGCAGAGGGUGAUUCUGCCUGUGCAUUACCCAGGCCGAGUGCACAGAGCAAACCAGAUAACGGCGUAUCCCACCCGGACAAGCAUGGACCCGCACGGAAACCCCAUCACAGUCCUUACAGUUGAGCGACAUGGUGAACAGAGCAUCUACCAAGCCCAGUCCCCAGCCUAUAUCCAAAGUUAUCAGCCUAUUCAUUUGGACCAUGCUUUAAACGCGCAUCACUGCAGCCUGGAACAUCGGGCUUACUCUCCAGCUCACAACUUCCGAAGACCCAAGUUUGGUGGACGCAACUUUUCCAAAGCAGCGUGCUUUUCCCAAUAUGAGACCAUGUAUCAGCACUACUACUUCCAAGGCCUUAGUUACCCUGAGCAAGAUGGACAGCCUCCAGCUGGCAUUUCUUCAAAGGGUCCUUCCCGUGCCUUCCAGCCUGGUAGCAGCAUGAUUUUCCCUCCUGUGGUACACGUAGUGCCCUCAUCCCGCUUGGAGAGUGGCAGUACCUCCAGCUUCAGCUGCUAUCAUGGUCAUCGCUCAGUGUGCAGUGGAUAUUUGGCUGACUGCCCUGGGAGUGACAGCAGCAGCAGCAGUUCUGGCCAGUGCCACUGCUCCUCUAGUGAUUCCAUGGUUGACUGCACUGAGGUCAGCAACCAAGGGGUUUAUGGGAGCUGCUCCACCUUUCGCAGCUCUUUAAGCAGUGACUAUGACCCGUACGUUUACCGCAGUAAGAGUCCUUGCCGAGCGGGUGAGGUUAGUGGUGCAAACAGGGGUGCAAUUGUUCUCUUGGAGGGCCCCCACCAGGAUGAGCUUCCAGCUCACAGUCACAGUCUGGUGGGUGCUGACUGUCGGCCUGUGCCAGCUUCUUCCUCAGGGGACCAACUGUCUAACUGCAGCAUGGAUAUGAACUAUAGCAGUAAUUCCUCGCUUGAGCACAGGGAUCCAAAUGGCACUACCUCAGAGGGAGGACAUGAGGCCAUUCCUGGUGCUGCCUUGGAUGUUAAAAGGAACUGGAAGGAUCCAGAGAUAGCAGGGCCUCUUAUGGAGCAAGCGUGUGCAUGCUGCUUUGAACUCCAGCACCCUGCCCUGGAGCCUGGUGGUGGCACAGCUGACUGUAGCGCACUCUUCCUUAGCUCUCCGCUCUGGGGGACGUGUGGCCCAGGAACAGAACCACAGUCAGGGAGCACCCCAGGCUUGUACAGUAUUAACUCAGACCACUUGCAUAGGACAGAUGGAGUAAAAUAUGAGGGGUUGCCCUGCUGCUUCUAUGAAGAGAAGCAGGUAGCCUGUAGUAGCAACAGUGGCAGUGGAGGCGGUGGCUGCUAUACAGAAGACUAUGCAGUGAACGUGCAGUACACGCUUCCAGAUGACACCUUGCCAAGCUGCUGUAAGGGUGUUUGUGAUCUGGGUCAACGCAUUCCCAUAAUUCCUGAAGACAGAGACUGUGAGCUGAUCCUACCUACAGAGUGCCAAGGGACCCACACAGGAGGCUGUAGCUCCUGGGAUGGAACACCUGAGCUAGAUACUUACCUGCACUGCCAAGAUAUAGGAGAGGUACCGGACGAGAGGGAGGUGUGCUAUGAGGCAGCGUCAUUCCUGCGGCAGAACCACUCUCAGAAGGAGGAAGCCAGAAUGCUCUUUCCCAGUCCCACUCUGAACUCUCAGAAGCUGAUGAUGACCACAAAGGCCACAGGUGCUGGAUCUUAUCCCUUGGAGAGAAGCCAAAUCGGUGACUAGACCAGAUGAUCCAGAUGGAGAAGCGGAGCUUAUCAGAGACUCCAAAUUCUGAUGGACUUUUUUUUUUAAGCUUUGACAAACACGCAAAAGUGGUAAUGUGGAGAAGUCCCUCCCCCACUUCCUCUGUGUCCACAUCAGCUUGAUUGUCUCCUUUCUCGCUCUUGCCUGAAGCCUUCAGGCCUCCAUUUGUGUGCAAAGCCCAUGUGGGACAUGGUGUGGAGCAUUUCUGAGCUCUAGUGCCAUUUCUAUAUUAAUGACAAAGUGUUAUUUAUAUUUUCUUUCUAGAAGUGACUGUGUCAGCUCUUGCUGAUAGGUAACAUGGUGUGUUAAAUAAGCCAGGCUAUGUUAUCUCCUACUUAAAGGAGUCCAGCCUUUGAUAAGCUCAGGGCUACAUCUGCCUUAGAAACCAGAUAGCACCUUGAAAUAUAGUAGUCCAGAGGGAUACAGCUGCUGAAUGGAUGCUCAGAUCCUGACUAAUCCUAGUAGCAAAUCCUAGUAGCCAGCAAGUUAUAUGAGCGAUUUUGAGGGAGGUGACACAUCGGGCUGUCUCCUCUUCCCUCCUCCUCCUUUCAUGCUGCUCUGAUGAUUUGGCUGGGAAGGGUCUCCUGCCAUGAUGAUUAGAUUUAACAGAGUGGGAGUAGGGAAGCUGUUCGCUCAAAAUGUUCUCAUCCUCACUUCCUGCUAAACCGCGGACCUCAUUGUAUCUUCUGACUGGUGAAGAAUGCUGGGGACCUCUCCCUCAAACAGAUGCUAGAAGGAAGUGCUUAGGAAGGGUAGUACCUGUGCAGGUCAUGAACCUUGCCUUCCACAGGAAGUUUUUCAGGCACCUGUAGCCCGGACGGCUGUGAGGACGCUGCUGUACGCAGGAAAACAGCUCGCAGGGUGUGUGCGGCUUGGCUGGCUCGUUUUGGAACCAGGUCAGAAGGUGGCUUGUUUCCUUGUAGACCGCAAGCAUGCCUAAGGGAAGCAGUGCUUGUCACCUUCUGCUCAUGUGGGAAAGUGAGGGACUAGGUUUAAUCAAUGUUUUCUUCUUUGCUGUGGUUGAUGUAGCUUCCAUAGAUCGAUCUGUUUUAAAGGUUUCUUGGGCCCAGCCAGUUGUGCUUCAUUUUUGUCUUGUGUACAGAGUGCUCUCUGUACCCCAUUAGCCUGGGCACAUACUUUUAUUCUUGUUCUUGUACUAGUGGGGAUGUUUGUUAUCAUGAGAUAAUACAUGUCGUCACUUCUGAUACCAAUUGUUUCCUGUGGAAACAGCGGCUUCUGAGUAAGAGGCGACCAUAGCAUGGUUUAAAUUGCCUGUCAUGCUGCAUGUGCCUGAGGACACAGUGUCAUCCUGUCUGGUGUAUUCACAGCAGGAAUUCUCCUAAAGGGAAACUAGUUAUUUAAUGCCCACAAUGCCAGCCUUCUGAAAAGAUUUGUCCGAAGUUCAGGACACUUUGGAGAUACUUUAAAGUAUAAAAAGACAUGAAAAAGAGGUGUACACGUCAUGUUACAUUUUCUGCCAAAGUAAUGUCAUUGACAGCACUGGGCUAAUUGUGAGAACCAGCAAGGUUAACGUGUUUGCUUUGUAGUCCCAAAUGAAAUACUUUAAAAGAAGCGAACAUCUAAGAAAUAACAAAUACAUUCAUCUGUUUACUUUUACUUUCUGUACGCAGUAAGUUAGGAAGAAAUAAUUUGACUCAAAGGAAUUCACAUUAGAUUUUUUAAAUGAACCAACACCAAAAUCCAGCUGUUCAGAGAAUUAAUACAAGGCGAUAUCUGGGUAUAGGAUUAAAAGAAAAAGUCCAAUAAGCACAUUUUCUGUGUAUGAAGCUUACUGAGAACGAACUCAUUCUCUGAAUGACUGGAGUAAGUGGUAUGUUUUGGGAGAAUAAACUCUAAAGUUUGGGGGGUUUUUUUGUUUUGUUUAAGUCUCACCUUCUUCCUCCACUCAAAAGAAACGCAUUGCAGAAUCUGUGGUGUCCUACCUUGGUUGUUCUGCUUGGUGUCACGUGAGGCACUGUAUGAGGCCACCUAAGAUGCGUUGUACUCUAUCGCUACACAGCAUGUUGUGGUAAAAUGUGGUUAUACAAAAGAAAUUUGGAUAUUCUGGCUUACGGUGUUCCUGGCUGUCCAGGUCUCAUUCACACGUCGUGGAAAUCUCUGCCGGUACAAGUCUCUGCAGGUCUGACCUCAGAGUCACCCUACGCUUGGUUUCAGUGUUUGGUUUUACAUUGAACAUUUAGUUAAUUCCCUGCUGCCUGUGUGUCCAUACAGACUUACAGGCCAGCUGGCCAUGAGACAUGAUUUUUAUAACAAAAUGCCUUUCUACUACUUAAACGAACAGUUGUCAUUGUGUUUGGCUCAUGAGGCACUAUUUAAAAUGUUUUUAAUUAAAGUUAUAGCACUUAAAAUUGUGUUGUAUAAAAUUUGCUGUAAAGAUUUGUAAUAUGGUCAAAGGGCUCUUUCUCCUUCAUUACCAUUUUUUAAAAAUGUUUUAAAAGCUAGAAAACAUCUUGUAUAUAUUCUGUAUAUGUAUAGCAGCACAUUUCAUUUAUGGAAAUAUGUUCUCAGAAUAUUUAUUUACUAAUAUAUUUAUCUUAAGCCAUGUCUUAUGUUGAGAGUGUGUGACAUUAUUGUAAUAAUCAUUGAAAAUCACUAACAUGAGGCCCUGUAAAUACAUGAUAAUUGCACACAAAGAUUUUACAGUACUUGCCGACCAAAAAUGAUUUAAGAAAAGUUGUAGUUCCUGCAGUUUUGUAAGAAAGUGUACAAAUGUCUGUAUUAAAAAAAAAAAAAAAAAAAGGCAAAACCACACAAAAAUACAGUUUUAUUGCAUAUCCA
Molecule: messenger RNA, 36318 nt
Organism: Columba livia (rock pigeon)
Lineage: Eukaryota; Metazoa; Chordata; Aves; Columbiformes; Columbidae
Gene: ZNRF3
Product: zinc and ring finger 3
Exons: 10
Coding region: 30994-33498 (834 amino acids)
Biological process (GO): ubiquitin-dependent protein catabolic process; negative regulation of canonical Wnt signaling pathway; Wnt receptor catabolic process
Cellular component (GO): plasma membrane
Molecular function (GO): ubiquitin protein ligase activity; frizzled binding
Source: RefSeq, a predicted model, not a curated record